Messenger RNA from Rubroshorea leprosula, 1704 nucleotides. The record is from the annotation of a GenBank genome assembly. NCBI's taxonomy places the organism in Eukaryota, Viridiplantae, Streptophyta, Magnoliopsida, Malvales, Dipterocarpaceae.
AAUUCUUCAUGUCUUUUUCUUUAAUGAAGGUUAGUGUUUCUUCUUUCAUGAAGGAUGUCAGGUGGGCCCAUGAGCUCCGCACGCAGUCGGGGGACAGCAAGGAGACGAGCACAAUCUGAUGCUGUAGAUUUAGGAUGUUCGAGUACCCCAAUAAUGGAGCCACGUCCAGCACAGUCUAUUAGUCCACAGGCAUCAAUUCAUGUUGCAGUUUCAGGAAAUCGAGAGGGCAAGAAGGGAAGAGGGCCCAACAAAGCUAAGAAAGGUCCAAAAACACCUGAUGAGAGACCACUGAUACAACUUUCACCCAAUAGACAAUUCUUGGAUGUAGAAGUGCCAAGAUUGAUUACAACCUUGUGGAAGAGGUUCUAUGAUGGUGAUUACUUCACCUAUGAGCUGUUUCCAGAAGAAAAACGGGUGCAAGUGUGGGAGCAAUUUAAGGCACAUUAUAAAUGGCCUGUGCAAGAAGAGGAUGCAGUGAGGAAGGCUUUCUUAAGCUCAAUGAAGAAAAGAUGGAGUGACAACAUGAAGGAUGAGCGGGACAAAUGGAGGAAAAACAGUGACUACAAACCGAUAUGGGUGCCAGAUCACCUAUGGCCAAACCUAUGCACUUACUGGGAUUCUCCUGAGUUUGCUAGUCUCAGUGGUAGGGGGAAAAAAAAUCGUGGAUCUGGUGACAGGGUGACGCACACAAUAGGAUCUGUGAGUUUUGAUGUGCACGAAGAAAGGAUGACCAAAGCUGUUGGGGGGGUGAGACCGGGACAUCAAGACCUAUACAGGGAAACACAUACAAUGCGAAAAGGUGUCUCCCGAGGUGAGGAAGCUCCAUGGUGUGGCGAAAAACAUAAAGCUCGUCAUGAUACAUAUGUUGUUGAGUGCUCUAUUACACAUGGGUCAGACUCAGCUUCAUGGCCACCAAGAGAUAAUGAUGCAUGGGCAAAUGCUGUUGGGGGAUGUCAUACCAACUUCAUGCCCGGGAUUGGGUCACAGGUCAAUCCAGAGGAUAUUGGAUUUACCUAUAGAAAACGAGGGCCAGGAAAGAAUUCAUAUAUGAGUUUGAUGAUAUCUGACCUUGCUGAAAAACAAGCACAGGAUCGGGAGACAAUGGAGGCAAUGAGGACGGAAAUAGACCAUGUGAAGGAGGAAAGAGAAGUUAUGAAACGCAUGAUGGAAGAGAUGGGCAGGAUGCAAUCAUGUUUGUCACAACAAUUUGCUACUUUUAAUGCAUAUGGGAUGCGCCCCCCUAUGGUUGGCCCAUCAUUUCCUCCUACUGGGCAAGCAUUUCCUCCUAUUGGGCAAGCAUUUCCUCCUAUUGGGACAUCAUGUCCUCCUGCUGGGCCAUCAUUUUAGCAUGAUAUGUCAAUGCAGCUCCCAAUGGAGCAUGGAAUCCCCAUGGGCAAUGUAGGGAGACAGUCAGAAGCAGUUGAUACAUCCCCAAUCAAUCCUCCACAUGAUGAUUAUGUUUACCACCGAGAUUUGAUGCAGAUUAUCCGGGUCCAUUUGGGUUGGAAUGAUGGUUGUGAAAGAGGUUGUGAACUUAGAACUUGUUAUGUUGUUGAUUUUUCAUGGAACUACUUUCGGUUUAUCGAUGGAUGAUUUUAAUUUGUUUGGACAUUGGUCUGUAUGUCACUUUGGAGUGAAUUUUUUACAGUAAUAUUAACUAAAUUUCUCUAAGUUAUAGGCUUAUAAUAAAUGGUAGUCAUAUUA